AUGAAAUGUAACAGUAAAUUGAAAAUUAUAAGUAAAAAUCUUAUUUUAGUUCCUUAUAUGGAAAAACAUGUACCAAAGUACCAUGAAUGGAUGCAGUCUGAAGAAUUGCAAAAGUUAACAGCAUCCGAACGUCUUACAUUAUGUCAAGAAUAUGAUAUGCAAAAAUCAUGGAGAGAAGAUGAAGACAAAUGCACAUUUAUUAUACUGGAUAGAAGAAAAUAUGAACUACACAAUGACGAAAUUGAUAGUAUGAUUGGAGACACAAAUAUAUUUAUAACUGACAAAGAUAUUGGGCAAGGAGAAAUUGAAAUUAUGCUUGCAGAAGAAUCAGCGAGAGGUAAAAAGUUAGGACAGGAAGCAGUUACCAUUAUGCUCUUAUAUGGAAUAGAAAGUAUUAAUUUAAAAAGAUAUGAGGCCAAAAUUUCACUUACAAAUGAGAUAUCUUUUAAAAUGUUUAAGAAACUAGGAUUUGAGGAAGAGUCAAGAAGUUUAGUUUUUCAAGAAAUUACUUUAGCAAGAAAUGUCACUGAAGAAUGGGUCAUAUCUUUAAAAGCCCAGUAUCCAUACACUGUACAAGAUUAUAUUAUGUAA
This is a messenger RNA of Leptosia nina, 591 nucleotides long. NCBI's taxonomy places the organism in Eukaryota, Metazoa, Arthropoda, Insecta, Lepidoptera, Pieridae. The record is from the annotation of a GenBank genome assembly.